ACCUACCUCGAGGCGGGGUGUCUGCUGGCUGCUCAGCCUGGUGCAGGGUGGGGACUGACUGCUUGGCAGUGCUGGUACUAGCCCAUUGAGGGCCUUAAGCAGGAAUAUUUUGCCCCCCCCCCCCUGCUCAUACAACUCCUGGAGCUGCUCCAGGUCUGAAGCAAUUGAUUUGUCUGGUUAUGCAUAAUGCUGGCUUUGCUGGCCAGAGUCGGGAAUGUGGGUGCUGCCAUUGGGUCUGAGAGCAGCUGGCUCAGCAGCCGUGGGACAGAGGCAUCCCUUGCCAGACAGGGCUGCUACGCUACUGCCCUGGCUCCCAGACACAGCUUCACACACACUAUGUGAUGUCAUAGUUCUCAGCUGCAAGUGUGUGCAGGGUGAAGCCCCCAUGGGCGUGGAGCGGAGCCUACAGAGCAGCCCUGCGGUGCUCUCUGCUUUUAAAACUGGACCAAGCAAAGGAGACAUGCUAGGAAGCAACGCUGCUAUCACCUGGGUACCAGCGGUGGGCCUAUCCCCACCUCCUUAGCCAACGUGAACAACUGCGGCCUUGACACAGCCUACAGAGCCUUGCCUGGGCCCUGCUAGCCCAUCAGCCCAUGGCAGCUGCACGGAGUUGAAGUCCUGCAAAUAACCCAUAUUGCUCUGUGGCGCAGAGGGAGACUUGCUCUGCAAGCCUGCCUGAGUGCACGGCAGGAGCCGGCUCUGUAAUGGUGGCUGCGCUGUGAGCGGCACAGACCCAGGGACCCCAGGCACGGCAGGCAGCGAGCGGCGGCGGCGGCAUGUCGGUGAACAUGGACGAGCUGAAGCACCAGGUCAUGAUCAACCAGUUCGUGCUGACCGCGGGCUGCGCCGCCGACCAGGCGAAGCAGCUGCUGCAGGCGGCGCACUGGCAGUUCGAGACUGCGCUCAGUGCUUUUUUCCAAGAAACAAACAUCCCCUACAGCCAUCACCAUCAGAUGAUGUGCACUCCAGCCAACACGCCCGCCACGCCCCCCAACUUCCCCGACGCCCUCACCAUGUUCUCCCGCCUCAAGGCCUCCGAGAGCUUCCACAGCAGCAGCCCUGUAGCAUCUAUGGCAACCUCCCCUCCUCCCCCACCCCCACCGCUCCCCCAGCCCGGGUGCUUCAAUCCAGCCUGGCCUGCAGCUCUCCCCUCCAGCCAGCAGCAGCAGCAGAGCAUGUGGACUUCACCCCCAUCCUCGCAGCCGUCGGGCUGGCCCGCCACAGUCUCCCAACAAGCCACGUCAGAACAGAAGGCCAAUGUGACCAUGGAGGCCGAGAGAUGAGGCCGCGGGGGAGCGGGAACACAAUGUGGGGAGGGCCCACAUGGCCCCAGCGUUCAUUUCCCUUUCCCCUUUCCGAGGAGGGGAGGAACUUUGUUGCCUCAGAGACUGGCAACCACAUUCAGACAGACAGACACAUGAGCAAAUAGCCACCUUGCAUGGGUUUGGUUUGAAGUAGUUUUUACUUGUCCUAGAGCUGACCGGAGCUCCCCAGAGACCCGGGGAGGCCACGCUGAAUGCAAGAGCCAUCUCUGGCUUCUGCUUCCCGGAGCCUGACUUUAUAGGAAUCUCUCAAUGAGGGGACCCCCCUCCCAUCUUUCCUGCUGGGAUGCUGGAUUUUUGCAUGCGAGUGACUUUUGGGGGGGAGUGGUCAAUCUCUUCUUCAUGACCCACUUCUCCCUCCUAGCACCUGGAGGGGUCCCACUGGCAGGCAGAAUGGGACUGUGGGUAAUACACAUCUCCCCCACCCUACACGGCUCCCCCAACCCCACUGAAGGGUUUUUUUUUAAAGAAAAAUUGAAAAAAUCAAUUUCUGCUCAGCUGUGGGCCUCGAACCCAUGCACUGAGCUUGCAUUGUACUGAGAAGGAGGUGAAUGGGGGCUCCUUUGGAGAAAUAUAGCCACUUGUUUUCUAUGACCCCAGCUUUCUGCUUUCCCCAGGGCGGGGACCUGCACCCCCUCUCAGAGCCUGGGGGAUCAGAUUCCCAUUGAGACGUGUGGGUGAGGCUGGCUGGGCGCAACUGGGCAGUCUCAUGCCGCCGGGAUGGGGGGCUGGCGCCCUUUGCAUGACAGCGUAUGCCCCAUGGAGGCUGGGCUUGCUUUGACACCCUCUGUUCUUUGCUCCCUGCGGGGGGAAGGCCCUUCGGAUGCGCUCUGGCGGCACCAGGCCUGGGCAUUCCGCAGUGGCCGCUUGCAAUACACGCUCUUCUGCUUUGAA
This is a messenger RNA of Mauremys reevesii (Reeves's turtle), 2216 nucleotides long. It is a transcript of the gene UBALD1, whose product is annotated as UBA like domain containing 1. Gene Ontology annotation, molecular function: protein binding. Lineage: Eukaryota; Metazoa; Chordata; Testudines; Geoemydidae. Bases 777 to 1283 code for a protein of 168 amino acids. The record is from RefSeq and is a predicted model, not a curated record. The transcript has 4 exons.